This is a messenger RNA of Cyprinodon variegatus (sheepshead minnow), 1404 nucleotides long. RefSeq names its product trace amine-associated receptor 4-like. Bases 1 to 1404 code for a protein of 467 amino acids. The transcript has 2 exons. NCBI's taxonomy places the organism in Eukaryota, Metazoa, Chordata, Actinopteri, Cyprinodontiformes, Cyprinodontidae. Gene Ontology annotation, cellular component: membrane; dendrite. Gene Ontology annotation, molecular function: G protein-coupled serotonin receptor activity; neurotransmitter receptor activity. Gene Ontology annotation, biological process: chemical synaptic transmission; G protein-coupled receptor signaling pathway, coupled to cyclic nucleotide second messenger; cell surface receptor signaling pathway. The record is from RefSeq and is a predicted model, not a curated record.
AUGACAACAGAUGCUAGCAUCAACAUGAAUGAGACUUUGACUGAAUUCAAUGGCUGUUUUGAGAUGAAACAUUUGAAUUAUAAACCAAGCACCUCUUAUCCACCUCUAUGUGUAAUAUUAUAUGGUUUCCUAACUCUCUUGUCUCUUGUCACGGUGUGUGGAAACUUCCUUGUAAUACUGUCUGUCAUUUACUUUAAACAGAUGCACACUCCUACUAACACUCUCAUUCUGUCCCUGGCUGUGGCUGACCUGUUGGUUGGCAUGUUUGUUUUCCCUCUCAGGAUGUUUUAUUCUCUCAGUGCCUGUAUGUAUAAUGUCAGUUUAUUUUGUAAGAUAAGGGACAGCUUUGAUAUAUUAUUCAGCCAAUGCUCUAUCCUGCACCUGUGCUGCAUUUCUGUGGACAGAUAUCAGGCAGUGUGUCAGCCUUUAACAUAUAAAUCUAAAAUCAAUGGUCGUGUUGUCUUCAUCAUGAUUACUAUGAAACAUUUGAAUUAUAAACCAAGCACCUCUUAUCCACCUCUAUGUGUAAUAUUAUACGGUUUCCUAACUUUCUUGUCUCUUGUCACCAUGUGUGGAAACUUCCUUGUAAUACUGUCAGUCAUUUACUUUAAACAGAUGCACACUCCUACUAACACUCUCAUUCUGUCCCUGGCUGUGGCUGACAUGUUGGUUGGCAUGUUUGCUUUCCCUCUCAGGAUGUUUUAUUCUCUCAGUGCGUGUAUGUAUGAUGUCGGUAUAUUUUGUAAGAUAAGGGACAGCUUUGAUAUAUUGUUCAGCCUAUGCUCUAUCAUGCACCUGUGCUGCAUUUCUGUGGACAGAUAUCACGCAGUGUGUCAGCCUUUAACAUAUAAAUCUAAAAUCAAUGGCCGGGUUGUCUUCAUCAUGAUCGCUGUGAGCUGGGGUGUUUCUGUGUUCGUUGCUAUCACUGUUGUACAAACUAGAUCUACCAAUGAUGACUGUCAGGACAUGUGCUUUAUUGACGUUAUCAUGGCAAACAUUGUUGCACCUUUGCUGUCAUUUUACCUUCCUAUUCUCAUAAUGCUUUGCAUUUACCUGAAGAUAUUUGUUGUUGCACAGAGACAGGUACGAAGCAUCCAAGCAAAGAUGAAGCCUGGAGCAACUGUCAGUAAGAUGGAGAGAAAAGCCACCAAAACUCUGGCUAUUGUUUUAGGAGUUUUUGUGUUUUGCUGGGCUCCUUUCUUUCUUUUCCUAACUUUUAGAACUGUUGGAAAUAAUCCAGCACCCGUUCAUGUGAUUGAAACAGUGGCUUGGCUUGGACUGUCAAACUCUACUCUGAAUCCUUUUAUCUAUGGUUUCUUUUAUAGCUGGUUCAGAUCAGCCUUUAAAAUUAUUGUUUCUGGGAAAAUCCUAAAAGGGCACUAUAUUAACCUGAAGUUGCAUUGA